Molecule: messenger RNA, 2168 nt
Organism: Xylona heveae TC161
Lineage: Eukaryota; Fungi; Ascomycota; Xylonomycetes; Xylonales; Xylonaceae
Product: heat shock protein 70
Exons: 1
Coding region: 104-2050 (648 amino acids)
Biological process (GO): vesicle-mediated transport; protein refolding; cellular response to unfolded protein
Cellular component (GO): cytosol; plasma membrane; cytoplasm
Molecular function (GO): ATP-dependent protein folding chaperone; heat shock protein binding; ATP hydrolysis activity
Source: RefSeq, a predicted model, not a curated record
CUCCUCCUCUUCAUACCCUUCACGAAUUCACGACCUACAUCUUCCUACCUUUUUUUAAUAUAGGUCUUGUUUCUCUUAUUGCAUCUUUUACAUUUCUUUCAUCAUGGCCCCCGCUGUCGGUAUUGACUUGGGAACCACCUACUCGUGCGUGGGUAUCUUCCGGGAUGACCGCAUUGAGAUUAUCGCCAACGACCAGGGCAACCGCACUACGCCCUCGUUCGUUGCCUUCACCGACACCGAGCGGUUGAUCGGUGAUGCUGCCAAGAACCAGGUCGCCAUGAACCCUCACAACACUGUCUUCGACGCCAAGCGUCUCAUUGGCCGCAAGUUCGCCGAUGCUGAGGUCCAGGCCGAUAUGAAGCACUUCCCCUUCAAGAUUAUUGAGAAGAACGGCAAGCCUCACAUCGAGGUUGAGUUCAAGGGUGAGACCAAGGUCUUCACUCCUGAGGAAAUCUCCGCCAUGGUCCUCGUCAAGAUGCGGGAGACUGCUGAGUCUUACCUCGGUGGCACCGUCAACAACGCUGUCGUCACUGUCCCUGCCUACUUCAACGACUCUCAGCGUCAGGCUACCAAGGAUGCCGGUCUCAUUGCUGGCUUGAACGUCCUCCGUAUCAUCAACGAGCCCACCGCGGCCGCCAUUGCCUAUGGUCUCGACAAGAAGCAGGAGGGUGAGCGCAACGUCCUCAUCUUCGACUUGGGUGGUGGUACCUUUGAUGUUUCCCUCCUGACCAUUGAGGAGGGUAUCUUCGAGGUCAAGUCCACCGCUGGUGACACCCACCUUGGUGGUGAGGACUUUGACAACCGCCUCGUCAACCACUUCGUCAACGAGUUCAAGCGCAAGCACAAGAAGGACCUUUCCUCCAACGCUCGUGCUCUUCGCCGUCUCCGCACUGCUUGCGAGCGUGCUAAGCGCACUCUCUCGUCUGCUGCCCAGACCUCCAUUGAGAUCGACUCUCUCUUCGAGGGUAUCGACUUCUACACCUCCAUUACCCGUGCUCGUUUCGAGGAGCUCUGCCAGGACCUCUUCCGCUCCACCAUGGAGCCCGUUGAGCGUGUCCUCCGUGACGGCAAGGUCGACAAGUCCUCCGUCCACGAGAUUGUCCUCGUCGGUGGUUCUACCCGUAUCCCCAAGAUCCAGAGACUCGUUUCCGACUUCUUCAACGGCAAGGAGCCCAACAAGUCCAUCAACCCCGAUGAGGCUGUCGCCUACGGUGCUGCCGUCCAGGCCGCCAUUCUCUCUGGUGACCAGAGCUCCAAGUCCACCAACGAGAUCCUUCUGCUCGAUGUUGCCCCGCUCUCUGUCGGUAUCGAGACCGCCGGUGGUGUCAUGACUGCCUUGAUCAAGCGCAACACCACCAUCCCCACCAAGAAGUCUGAGGUCUUCUCCACCUUCUCCGACAAUCAGCCUGGUGUGCUUAUCCAGGUUUAUGAGGGUGAGCGUGCUCGCACCAAGGACAACAACUUGCUCGGCAAGUUCGAGCUUACCGGCAUUCCCCCGGCUCCCCGCGGUGUUCCCCAGAUUGAGGUCACCUUUGACGUUGAUGCCAACGGUAUCAUGAACGUCUCUGCUCUCGAGAAGGGCACUGGCAAGACCAACAAGAUUGUCAUCACCAACGACAAGGGCCGUCUCUCCAAGGAGGACAUUGAGCGUAUGCUUGCUGAGGCCGAGAAGUACAAGGCUGAGGAUGAGGCUGAGGCUGCUCGUAUUGGCGCCAAGAACGGUCUCGAGUCCUAUGCCUACUCGCUCCGCAACACCGUCUCCGACCCCAAGGUUGACGAGAAGCUCGAUGCCGCUGACAAGGAGAAGCUCAAGGCUGAGGUUGACAAGACCGUUGAGUGGCUCGACAGCAACACCACCGCCACCAAGGACGAGUACGAGGACAAGCAGAAGGAGCUUGAGUCCGUCGCCUCUCCCAUCAUGAUGAAGCUGUACGGUGGCGGUGCUGAGGGUGGCGCCCCUGGUGGCUUCCCUGGCGCUGGUGCUGGUGCUGGUGGCCCCGCCCCUGGUGCCGGUGGUGACGACGGCCCCACCGUUGAGGAGGUUGACUAAACGAAUCGCUUCUUUUGAUGCCGUUUUCGUUUUGAGAUUUUUUAAAAACCUUUCUCUCUUCUGAUAUGACUUUGGCGUCGUGCAUGAAUAAUGGGUCUAAAGUUUGUCGAUUUUUUUC